AUGCGGGGAGUACAGAUCUUCUCGGGGACAUCCCACCCCCUCCUGGCUGAAACCAUCUGUGAACGCCUGGGGACCCAGCCGGCUCGUGCCGAUCUUGGGAAGUUCAGCAAUGGCGAGACCAGUGUAAACAUUGGGGUUUCGGUGCGUAACCAAGAUGUUUACAUCGUCCAGAGCGGCAGCAGCAAGAUCAAUGACAGUGUCAUGGAACUCUUGAUCAUGAUCUCCGCCUGCAAGGGCGGGUCCGCAAAAUCUAUCACAGCGGUCAUGCCGUACUUCCCGUACUCCCGCCAGUCUAAGAAGAAGAGCCACCGUGGUGCCAUCACUGCCCGCAUGUUGGCCAACCUUCUCUCGAUCGCUGGGGUGGACCAUGUGAUAACUUUGGAUCUGCAUGCAUCCCAAAUGCAGGGCUUCUUCGGAAAACCCGUGGAUAACCUGUUCGCCGAGCCCUUCAUCGCCCGCUGGAUUCGUAUGAACGUGCCGGGUUGGCGCGAGGCUGUUGUGGUCAGCAAGAAUGCAGGAGGCACCAAACGUGUCACUUCGCUAGCAGACACACUUAAACUCAACUUUGGCAUCGUCACGACUGAUAGGAGACGUCCGAAAGUACCCCUGGGUAUGACGGACAGUACUGUCUUUUUCGAUUCUAUCGAAGAAGAGAGCACCCCCGUCGCCAAGGAUAAGGACCAAGACCCUUUCACUCUCCACCUACAAAGUGGAACUAGUGAGUGCAGUCAAUCCGGAGAUUCCAGGGGUGAGCCGAACACCAACAUGGAGUCUCUUGUAGCGGCAAAUUACUUGCGUCCUGAAACUCCAUCAGGCGCUCGUCGUCCUUCGGAAUUGGAGGCUGCACAUGAGUAUACUGAUGUGCGAGUGCGUGAGGUCAUCACUGGGCGGCUCGUGCAAGGUCACCUUGUGGACGACGACUACCCGUCAACCGGUCCUACUUCGCACCCCGCUUCCGGGGAAACCACUCCGGGUCAGAGUGCCAGCCGUGAUGAGCCCGACACGGUCCCAGAUUCAAUGGUGAACUCUCUCAUAUCCAACACUUCUUCCCUCCCCGGCGACCAUGCUUUAGGUGGCUCAUUCGAUGCUGCCGAAUCUUCAGACGAAGAGGGCAGCAGCGGAAAGCACGUUGAGGAAGAAAAGACCAUCACAUUGGUUGGCGACGUCCGUGAUCGGACUGUGUUCCUUGUCGAUGAUAUGAUUGACAAGAGUAAAUCAUGGACUGCCGCAGCAGAAACUGUAGUGAAGAAGGGCGGUGCCAAGAAGGUAUACUGCAUUGCCACCCACGGCCUUUUCACGGAGGAGUCCCUCGAACAGAUGGAAGCUUGUGAGUCGAUCGACCACAUCGUCGUUACGAAUAGCUUCCCUGUUCCACCGCAGGUGGUGAAGAGGUCAAAGAAGUUGAUUGUCAUUGAUAUUUCGAGUCUUCUGGCCGAAAGCAUCAGGCGCCAUCAUUACGGUGAAAGUGUUUCGGCGUUGUUCCACCUUACUGACUGA
Aspergillus welwitschiae is the source of this 1497-nucleotide messenger RNA. RefSeq names its product ribose phosphate diphosphokinase subunit PRS1. Bases 1 to 1497 code for a protein of 498 amino acids. The record is from RefSeq and is a predicted model, not a curated record. Gene Ontology annotation, biological process: 5-phosphoribose 1-diphosphate biosynthetic process; purine nucleotide biosynthetic process; ribonucleoside monophosphate biosynthetic process. Gene Ontology annotation, cellular component: ribose phosphate diphosphokinase complex; cytoplasm. The transcript is spliced from 5 exons. NCBI's taxonomy places the organism in Eukaryota, Fungi, Ascomycota, Eurotiomycetes, Eurotiales, Aspergillaceae. Gene Ontology annotation, molecular function: ribose phosphate diphosphokinase activity; magnesium ion binding.